Priapulus caudatus is the source of this 1545-nucleotide messenger RNA. RefSeq lists its product as uncharacterized. Lineage: Eukaryota; Metazoa; Priapulida; Priapulimorpha; Priapulimorphida; Priapulidae. Bases 1 to 1545 code for a protein of 514 amino acids. The record is from RefSeq and is a predicted model, not a curated record. The transcript is spliced from 5 exons.
AUGGACGCGGUGGCGGGGCCGCGUCACGCGCGCUCGGCCUCCGCCGAGCUCGCGGUGUCGCCCCCUGGCGGCGUUCGGGAGCGCAAGCGCUCGUCGCUGUUCUCGCGUCUCUCGUUCCGAAUCCGCAGUCGUUCGAACAGCAUCGAGGACAAGGCGGCCGGAACGGCGCCGUCUAGGAAGGUCAGCCUUCCCGCGUCCAUGUUCGGCCAGCUCUCUCACUCGGCGCCACCGGCGACGGGCCGCCGCGGCGGCACCACCGCGCUGCGCCGCGCGAAGACGUUCGCCGCGCAGCAGCAGGGGCCGCCGCCGGCGCACGCGUCCGAGUACGCCGACAUGAACGCCGUCUACCAGGGGCAGCAGCGGCUGCUGCGUCCGCUAGCGGGAGCCGACUACGUCGAGAUGGGACAGAACUCGCUUCCGCGCUCGCGCAAGCCGAACAGGAAGCCCCGUGCGGUGGCGCCGCCUCGCAGCGAGGGCGAGCGAGCGCGGGCGGAGUCUGAGGGCAGCAUGCCGGCGUGGCUGCGUACGGAUAUGGAGCGUCGCAUGCAGAAAGCAAAGGAAGCUGAGAAGAAUGUCGUUGGAAGCAGCUGUGAGUCUCUGUCUGCAUCCUCCAGCGGUACUGACACAUCCAAAGGUUCCAACGUUGUCAACAUUCACCGACCUCGCUCCGCCAAGGACUACGCCCGGGUCAAUCGGAAGGCCAUCACCGCGCUCGACGGCGGUGGUGCCACCUACCACAGCGACGACGAACUAACGGUGCCGUCGGACGCCGCGCAGCAGCAGCAGUGCACCAAGUAUCCGCAGUUCUGCACGUUACCACGGCGACAGAGUGCUCCGUGCAAAAUCUCGAGCCGGAGCAUCGCGUACGUGAACCCGCAGAGUCGGACGGAGGACACGGACGCGUACCUAGACAUGCGGGUGGGCCCCGCCCACGACCCCUCCCCGCGCGUCGCCGGCCCCUCCCUGGCUGCCUCGCACCCCCGCUGCGCAGUGGUUAACCCCAUGCUGCGGCAGGUCGAGGACUUGUACCUCGUCAUGGACGGCCGCACUAUGAAGGAGAAGACCGCCGACGUGGAAGAGGACGGCUACCUCAUGAUGGAAGGCGCCGCGGCAACGAGGUCGCGACCCCACGACAGCGCCCCCUACGUGAAGAUGAGCGGCGGGGCGGCGCGCACGCAGCAGCCUCUGCCGCCGUCGUCAACGACGACGACGACGACAGCGUCCGACACGGACUACCUCAUGAUGCGGCCCGUCGCUCGCAGUGGCUCCCCCUGCCAGCCGACCCCGGCCGUCUGCCACGAGUGCGGCUGCCACCGGGUUGCGCCGCCUGCGGCGGCGGCGGCGGCGGCGGGCGGGAGCGUGAACUACAUGGAGCUGAAGGCGAGCGAUACGGGAGGCAGCGGAGGAGGCGGGGGGUCGUCGCCGCGGCGACCGGCGACGGAGUACGUCUCGAUCAACCUGCUAGCGACUCAAGCGAUGAAGUGCAUCGGAGACGAGAGAGAGAGGCAGCGCCGCGAGGGCUCCCCCUACUCCGCUAACCCGUAG